AUGGAUAAAGCCAGACUCGAGUUCGGAGCAACCAUCCAUAAGCAAUCUCGCACGUACACAGCUACAUGCGAGGAGUACCGACGGCGAUACAAGAUCGAGCCGCCACCAGGAUUUGAGGAGUGGUACCAAUAUGCAUCUGCUCAUCAGUCGCCGAUAAUUGACGAUUACGAUGCUAUAUACAACAGUAUACUACCGAUGUUGAAGUUGAGUGGCAAAGAGAUCAACGAAAACAUUAAAAACGCGCACAACCUGCCGGGAAACGACCUUUGGACGUUCAAUCAUCUCGAUGAGCCAAGAGUGAUAUACCCACCACCAGACAACAUCCACAGCAGUCUAAGCAUAAAGGACCAGUCCAGACAACCAACAUGGGACACUGUAUCAGCUCCCUGCCUUUACCAUACCAAUAGAACCCAGACUCAAGACCAACAACCACCAUCCCAAGCCCCCAACCUCCCAUUCAUCACCGGUCCAACACAAGCAAAAAACCUCUGCCUCCACCCGGAAUACAGCACAAUGCACGGCAUCUUCCUCAGCCCAACCUCCUUCCGACCCAUAACCGGUCUCCUCCCGAUCCUCUCCCCGGGCUCCCUCUCCACCAUGACCGACAUCCUCUACCCCAGCCCGGCCUACCUACAACCCGACUUCCAAUACACCCCCGAAAAGGAUAUCUCCUGGUCCCAGAAGCAAAACACGUUGUACUGGGCCGGCUCUACCACCGGCGCCUUCGCCACAAACAACCCCAAGAAUAACUGGCACAACUUCCACCGCCAACGCUUCGUGAACCUACUCACAAACCCUUCAGACCACCACCACACCUAUACCUACCUUCACCAAAACAAACAUAAGAAAGAAAAAGACACAAACAAAGACAUUCCAAUAACAACCCACAAAUCCACCUUCCUCAACACCCGCCUCUACACCAUCUCAUUCACCCGCAUCUUCAACUGCGAUGCCAACCCCUGCCGCGCCCAACGUCGCUACUUCCACCCGCACUCCUGGGCCGACAAAGACCAGGGCCUACAAUCGCGCUUGGUAUUCGAUCUCGAUGGGAAUGGAAUCAGCGGGAGGUUCUAUAGCCUCCUGGCGUCGAAUUCUGCGCCUAUGAAGCAGACGUUGUUCAGGGAGUGGCAUGAUGAGAGGCUGUGGCCGUGGGUGCAUUAUAUCCCUGCGAGUUUGGGGAUGGAGGAGAUGCCGGAGGUGGUGAGGUAUUUUACGUCGAGUGAAGAGGGGAGGAAGAGGGCGGGGGAGAUUGCGAGGAGUGGGAAGGAGUGGUUUGGGAGGGCGUUUCGAGAGGUGGAUUUGGGGGUUUGGGUUUGGAGGGUGUUGUUGGAGGUGGGGAGGGUUGGGGAUGAGGGGAGGCCUGCUUUUUUAGUGAUUGAUGAGGAGAGUGAGGAGGGAGUGUAA
Messenger RNA from Aspergillus niger, 1404 nucleotides. RefSeq lists its product as uncharacterized. The record is from RefSeq and is a predicted model, not a curated record. Lineage: Eukaryota; Fungi; Ascomycota; Eurotiomycetes; Eurotiales; Aspergillaceae. The transcript is spliced from 2 exons. The coding region runs from base 1 to 1404 and encodes 467 amino acids.